Molecule: messenger RNA, 1809 nt
Organism: Ochotona princeps (American pika)
Lineage: Eukaryota; Metazoa; Chordata; Mammalia; Lagomorpha; Ochotonidae
Product: basic proline-rich protein-like
Exons: 3
Coding region: 1-1809 (602 amino acids)
Source: RefSeq, a predicted model, not a curated record
AUGACACUCAGCCUGCCCCGGCCCCACGGCUCCCACCCCCGCGUUUUCCGGCCCCCCGCGGCCCGGGAUCCCCGCCCGCCCCCGCCCCGCCCCCACACUGCGGCGUCGCCGCCACCGCCGCCCCGGCUCUCACGGCCCGCAGCGGGGGCAGGGAGGAGCCAGGCACGACGCCCCGCACCCCGCCCCGGGCCGGCCGUCCCCUCCCGCGGGAAGGUGCACCCCCAAAGUGUGUAUGAGGGGGCGCUCUCCCCACCCCCUCGCACCCCUCCCAGAUCCGCGGGCGCCCCGCACCCUCCAGCCACAGGUGGCCGCAGGAGGAUCGCGGAGCUGCGCUCGGCGGCCCGGCCCCCCAUCACCUCGAGGCCCGCCCCCCGGAGGCCGCCCGGGUCCCCCCCCUCGCCCAGCCGGGCCGGGAGCCGGGGGGAGGGGCGGGGGGCCGGGUUGUGCCAGGCUGCCAUUUUCUGCCGCCGCCGCGGAGCCUGCGCGGGGGCCCGGCCCCCCACCCGCUCCUCGGCUCCCCGCGGCUCGCGGCGAGGGGCCGAGCAUUCCGGGUCGGGGGUCCGCGCCCUCUGGCGCCCCGGCAGCAGGCCCCAGGCGGAGCCCCCGCGGGCCCGGGAGGUGGUGGUGAGGGGAGGCACGGCCCGGAAGGCGGGGGCGGCCAGGCCCCGGGGCCCCUGCGGCAGCGCCGAGCCGGGCACCACGGCCGAGGCCAGCGCGGUGGAGGAGGAGGGCCCCCCGCGGCAUUGUAUAGACUUGAACUUGAGCCCGGAGCCCGGGCGGGGGCGGGGAGGGGGGUCCGCGCCAGGAGCGGCCAGGACGGGAGGGGGCGCCUGCAGAGCCCGCGGGGACAUAAACAAACCCUCCUCUGCCCCGCGCCGCCCCCGGCCAGCCGGGCCGGCCGUCCCCACCCCGCAGCCCCAGCCCCGCGGGCACCCCGGCGCCGAGUUGCAGAGCUCCCGCGAGCGUGCCCCGCAGCCGGGCACUGCCUGCCCCGCCGUGCCCCCCGCCCGGCUUCCCGCCCCGCGCCAGCGUCCGGGCCGGCCUCCCGGGCCGCCCGCAGCGGCGCUCAUUACCGUGUGGCCGGUCGGCUCGGGCCGGCCCGGCUGCGCGCCCUGGCCUCCGCCCGCCGCUCGCCCCCCGCGGCCGCGCUGGCCCCGGCCCCGGCGCUGCGGAGCCGGCCCGGGAGGCAGCGCCGCCGGCUGGGGGGCCCCCGGGGCGCCGCGGCGGGAGCGGCCUGGGCGCGCGGCCGGUCCUAGCGCCCUCGGUCCGACGCUGCGGCCCCGCCGGGGGGCCCCCCUGCACGCUGCCAGACGGAGGCUCGAACCCCGCACCAACACCACCCACCACCCACUCCAGAGGUGGCCGGGGCAUUCCGCCUUGGCCGCACCGCCAGCCCUGGCGCCGCUCGAGGGGCAGCCAAGCCCGGGCAAGGGAAGAGGGGUGCCUUACCGCAGCCCUCCCUCUCCCCGCGGGCCGCCCCGCUACCUGGCGCUGCCUCUGCGCUGGGUGCCCGCAUCCAGCACUGGCCGCGGGGACAGCGGCCCCUCCUCUCUCUCGGCCGGUGUCAAGUGCCUCCCCCCCGCAGCCCGCCGAGCCCCCGGCGGCCUUCGCCCUGCAGUUCUCCCGACCUCCGCCAGAGCCCACUGCACUCUGCCGCUCUCAGCACCGGAGAUGGGGACAGCAGCGCCGGCCCAUCCCCGCGGCCAGGUGCGGCGGCCGCCGCCCGAGUGCAGGCCACACGGGCCCCAUCGGCGGGGCGGAGGGCGCAGCGCCGGGAGCCUGCAGCCCGAGCCACCCUGCAUCGGAUGA